CGCCGUGAGCAAGAUGGCAGCCGGCACUUUCGCCGGCUCUUUGGCCGUGGCUUCGGCUGUGCGCGAGUGGCGGGCUCUGUCCCGCUUCCGCCUCCUGUGCCGUGGCGGCGGAGUCCGCACGCUUGCGACGCCCGCGCCCCUCCAAGGCGGCGGCGGAGGAGGAGGAGCUGCUCAGCCUUUCUGGGGUGGGGUUGAGUCUUUGGCCUCGUCCGCGCCCGUGGUGUUUGUGGAGUCGGGCAUAGUGACGCUGCAGGCGGCGUCGGGGCUGCCCUGGUGGGCCGCCCUGGUCGCGACCAGCGCUGUUCUCCGCACCGGCCUCACCCUCCCGCUCGCCGUCCUGCAGUACCGUGUGCUCGCCAAGUUGGAAAACUUGCAACCUGAAAUUCAAAGCCUAGCCAAGGAACUUCACUGUGAAGUUUCAGUCUAUGGAAAACAGUUGGGUUGGUCUGAAAAAGAAAAGAGGUUCCAAUUCAAGAGGAACAUGAGAAGGAUUGUUUCAAACUUGUACAUCCGAGAUAAUUGUCAUCCUGUCAAGGCCAGCCUACUUGUAUUGGUACAGAUGCCAAUGUGGGUCUUUGUUUCAGUUGCUUUGCGUAAUUUGAGCAUUGGCAGGACGGCUUCUGAAGGGGAUUUCAUUCAGGAGCAGCUUUCUACAGGAGGUGUGCUUUGGUUUACAGACCUCACUGUACCUGACUCAACUUGGAUUAUGCCAGUUACCCUUGGACUCCUCAAUCUGUUCAUAAUAGAGUUAUUUGCUUUGCGCAAAACAGAAGUAUCCAAAUUGCAGAAGUAUAUCACUCACUUCUGCCGAGCCGUGUCUGUGUUAAUGAUCCCAAUUGCUGCAACCGCACCUUCGUGCAUAGCCUUGUACUGGUUGUCCUCAAGCUUCAUGGGCCUCUCACACAAUCUUCUGCUGCGCUCUCCUGCUUUCCGUAGACUCUGUGCCAUACCUCAGACCAAGUCCCAUUCAGACACUCCUUACAGAGAUCUUGUUUCGGCUUUCUGUGCGAAGUUUUCCAUCAAGUGAAAUUCUUGAACAUUGGGAAGAGCUGUGCUGUUGACCCAAGUGACUGGAAUAGAAUUAUGGUCAGUUGAACAGGAUUUAUUUAAUGUGUCACUUCCUCUGAACUAAUGAGAACUGAGACAUCGUUAUUUUUAUAAUAAAGAAGUACAUAUCACUGGAAGGUACCGGAAAUUCCACUGAGAUUUCAGGAGAGUGCAAGAAUACUCAUUACCUCUCUUACUAGCUAUGAUAUAAGCGGUUAACACAUAGGUUUUCAAAUUGUAUACAGAUUCCAAAGCACUUCUAUACAUGUAUUUGUUCUGUCUUGGAUUCCUGAAGUCUCGGGUAUUGUCAUUAAAAAUAAAAAAUUAUCCUUACA
This is a messenger RNA of Pogona vitticeps (central bearded dragon), 1382 nucleotides long. RefSeq names its product cytochrome c oxidase assembly factor COX18 (gene COX18). NCBI's taxonomy places the organism in Eukaryota, Metazoa, Chordata, Lepidosauria, Squamata, Agamidae. Gene Ontology annotation, molecular function: membrane insertase activity. Gene Ontology annotation, biological process: protein insertion into mitochondrial inner membrane from matrix; mitochondrial respiratory chain complex IV assembly. The record is from RefSeq and is a predicted model, not a curated record. Gene Ontology annotation, cellular component: mitochondrial inner membrane.